GUGGGUCUGACGGCGAUUGAGGAAUCAGCAAGGGUAGAAAUGCUGAAGUAGAAGUCAGACUUAGGGGGAAAGAGGAUAGAGCAAAGCUUGUUAGCUGACAGAAUUUGUAUGAGGGGAAGCUGGGGCUGAGAGCCGAGAGCUGAAUCACAUGAGGCUGGGUACGACUGGACUGUUACUACAGACAGCCUACUCGACUAUCGCAUACCUUACAGCUACACUAUGGCGCUAACGGCAUCCUUUGGCGAUAUGAACUACGGCGUCCAGGCCGGCAUUAUUAAUGGUGAUGUAAACCCUAUGAUCAACCUUCCGCCUGAGCGACGCGAAACUCCACCACAGCCAUCCAUCGUGAUACCUUUCGCGCGAGACGCAGAUUUUGUCGACAGAGGCACACUACUCGACGAGAUCUGUGAGCGAUGCGCGCAGCCAGACGCGAGGCAGGCGAUUGUUGGCCUAGGCGGGGUGGGUAAGUCACAGCUAGCGAUCGAGCAUGCCUACCGCACGCGCGAGCAGUCGUUAGAAACAUGGGUGUUUUGGGCCCACGCUAGCAACGCCGCCCGGCUGGAGCAGAGCUUUCACGAUAUUGCCGACCGCGUCAAGAUCGUAGGACGUCAAGAAUUGCAAGCCAACAUCUUCAAGCUGGUGCACGACUGGCUGUGCGACAGCAAGCAGCCAUGGCUGCUCGUGCUAGACAACGUGGACGAUGCCAGCUUUCUACUCGAGGCCCAACCUGCUAGCUCCAAGACCGCAGCUAGACCGCUGCGCGAGUACCUCCCCCACUGCGAGCACGGCUCGAUGCUUAUCACAUCGCGAAGCAAAGAAGCGGCGAGGAAGCUGGUAGAGCAGCGCGACAUCAUCACGCUGGGCUCGAUGGACGAGGCGCAGUCGCUGGCGCUGCUUAGAAAGAAGCAGGGAGUGCAAGCGGACAAGAGCAACGAUGCUGAGCUGGCGGAGCUGGCGGAGCUAGCUGCAGCGCUUGAGUACAUGCCGCUCGCCAUCACCCAGGCCGCUGCGUACAUCUCGCAGAGAGCGCCACUGUGCUCGGUGGCACAGUACCUUGACCAGUUCAAGAAGAACGAGUGCAGGCGGACGAGCCUUCUCACCCGUGACGGAGGCCAUCUUCGGCGAGACCGUGAGGCGAAGAACUCAAUCAUCACGACGUGGCAGAUCUCCUUCGAGCACAUACAGCAGACGCGGCCAUCAGCUGCAGACCUGCUAUCGCUGAUGAGCUUCUUCGACCGCCAGGGGAUUCCCAGGAAUGUGCUGCAGACGCAAGCUACACAUGAAGAUGGCGAAGCCAAUCAAAAGGUUGAUGAGGCCGAGGCUGAGGCUGAUCGUAAUGAGGAAGACGAUAGAAUGCAGUCUGAAUGCCAGGUCAGAGACAUUGAGGAAUAUUUUGACGACCACCCCAAAAACGGACCUGAAAAUAUCCCCUCGCACGACUCAUCGGAUGACUUUGCAGACGACGAUUCUGAGGACGACGAUUCUGAGGACGACGAUUCUGAGGACGACGAUUCUGAGGACGACGAUUCUGAGGACGACGAUUCUGAGGACGACGAUUCCGAGGACGACGGCUCGAGAGACGAUACUUUCUAUGAAGACAUUUCAGCGCUGCGCAGCUUCUGCUUCAUCUCCGUAAACAACGACGGCAUGACCUUUGAGAUGCACGCCCUUGUGCAGCUAUCAAUGCGUACCUGGCUUGCGGCGAACGGAAAGCUAGAGCAGUGGAAGCAGCACUUUAUCAAUAGCCUUUGCGCAGCGUUCCCAACAGGAAACUAUGAGAACUGGGCAGCCAAAGGAAGCGCAGCAGAAGCAGAAACCCUAGCAAUACAGUCAAUGAAGGUACGAAAGAUGGUCUUAGGGCGAGAGCAUGAGGACACAGUAUGGAGCAUUGCAAUGGUGGCAGAUGCUUACUCACUUAGUGGACGAUGGGACGCGGCUGGAAAGCUGAGGGCGCAAGUAAUGGAGACUUGCAAGAAGAAACUGGGAGCGGACCAUCCAGACACGCUGACCAGCAUGGGUAAUCUGGCGUUGACUUACCGGAAUCAAGGGCGGUGGGAUGCAGCAGAGGAGCUGUUUGUGCAAGUAAUGGAGACGAGCAAGAAGAAACUAGGAGUGGACCAUCCAGGCACGCUGACCAGCAUGGGUAAUCUGGCGUCGACUUACCGGAAGCAAGGGCGGUGGGAUGCAGCAGAGGAGCUGUUUGUGCAAGUAAUGGAGACGAGCAAGAAGAAACUAGGAGUGGACCAUCCAGGCACGCUGACCAGCAUGGGUAAUCUGGCGUCGACUUACCGGAAGCAAGGUCGGUGGGAUGCAGCAGAGGAGCUGGAGAUACAAGUGAUGGAGACGAGCAAGAAGAAACUAGGAGUGGACCAUCCAGACACGCUGACCAGCAUAGGUAAUCUGGCGUCGAUUUACCGGAAUCAAGGGCGGUGGGAUGCAGCAGAGGAGCUGGACGUGCAAGUGAUGGAGACGAGCAACAUGGCUAAUCUUGCUUGGACAUGGAAAAGCUUAGAGAGAAGUGCUGAAGCUAUAGGCUUACUGCAGGAGUGCGUUCAUCUUCGCUGUCAGACUCUUCGAGCAGGGCAUCCUGAUCUAGUAUCUUCUCAGGAAACCUUAGCUGCAUGGGAAGUAGAGCAAGCAGGUAGAAAUCUUGCGAUGAGUUAA
Molecule: messenger RNA, 2664 nt
Organism: Aaosphaeria arxii CBS 175.79
Lineage: Eukaryota; Fungi; Ascomycota; Dothideomycetes; Pleosporales
Exons: 5
Coding region: 220-2664 (814 amino acids)
Cellular component (GO): kinesin complex
Molecular function (GO): ADP binding; protein binding
Source: RefSeq, a predicted model, not a curated record